Molecule: messenger RNA, 3320 nt
Organism: Seminavis robusta
Lineage: Eukaryota; Bacillariophyta; Bacillariophyceae; Naviculales; Naviculaceae
Source: the annotation of a GenBank genome assembly
GUGCCGGAUCCCACCGGUACAUAAAAUUGUUUUCUUUCUCUCUCUUUUUGAACACAGUCUCCAUUGUCGGCAUGUGCCCAACGGCCAAGCUAGCAAGUGGAUGCCAAUCCCUUCUUCAGUUUGAUAUUAUUGCACCCCAGAGUAGUCUUUUAUCAGCAGUAUAGAGGGUCAUGGACGACAGUGAAGUUACUCGUCAAGCAAUUGGCAUUGCGAUAUCUAGUUGGUCUCAGUUGGAUCAACACGUGACAACCUUGUCCAAAAAAUCGAUAUCUGAUGUGCAGAUUCUGCAAGCGUACAUCCAACUCUGUCCCUUUGUGGGGUCGGACAGUCCUGCCUAUCAAUCUGCCCUUUUGGCACUAGGGCGUCUGGCAUCAGAGAACAAGAACAAGGAGGGUCCAUGUGUCAUCAGCCAGAUGCGACCACUGCCCAAUGAGAGAACCACUCGAGCAGCCAUGCGGAUUGCCAUUUCGGCGUGGUCACAGCUUCUUGUACAAUGCGAAACUCUGGACGAUCGAGCAGUGAUGCAAAAAUACAUUCAACAAUGUCCCUAUAUUGAGGACACCCACAAUUCCACAGCCGCUUUGGCUGUGUUGCAUGCCUUGGGCGUGGGAGACGCUGCUAAUAAUACCACAUCAUCUACAAACGCUCCACCUCUAUUGGGCAAAAUGGAAUCCGAUAGUGACGACAGCGAUGCCGAAGAUCACUCCAAAAAAGCAAAAAGAAAAGGCAAAAAUCAACAGAACCAAAAAUCCAUUCUUCGACCAAUCCUGUUGAUGGCUCGGUCCCUCUUUUUGGAUCUGCCCAUGCUGUUGCUGUUUGCAACCUAUCUGGCACUUUUGUGGGUUCAUCGAGUCGAUCAGCUCUAUCUCAAACCUACCAUCGACGCUGCUGUGUGGACCGAUCGCCGGGCUGAAAAUGAAAUCACCUACUAUAACCGAGAAUGCGAUGGCCGAGACUUGACCACCAACGAUGCCGAUGACCUUAUCAUACCCCACAAUGCCACGGCAAAACAAGCCUACGAACAUCAAUUAUUGCAUGGAUUCUCCAUGUUUCAAGGAGUCCUGACCGCUUCCGUCAUGCAAGAUCUACGCAACUACGUGAUUUCUCGCAAUCGCAAAUUAUCCGCUCCAGAAUCCAUCUUUGUCAUUGAAAACGACAAUCGAUAUUCCUUUGGAUUGGGCACCGAAGUGUCAUGUGUCGCCAGAGCCGUAGAGCAAUUAGCGACGCACGAUAAACUGAAACCGGCACUCGAAAAGAUACUGGGACCCAACCCGGCAUUGAUUGAAAUGACUGCCAUUACGUCGUCUUUUGGCGCUGUCAAUCAGUAUUGGCAUGAUGACGUUGUGGCGCAAGCUUCGGUUAUGAAGUAUGGACGAACCUUUGGACCAUCCUACAGUAUAUUUGUACAGUUGCAAAACACCACAAAAGCCAUGGGGGCUACCGACACUUGUCCCGGAACACACAAAUGUGCCACGGGGGAGAUCGAAAAAGUUUGCGAACGAGAGGGGUUCCCAGCUGUCGACAGCUCCUCGGGCUACUGGAAAGCGGGGGAUGCACUGCUCAUGAAUAUGAACUCGUAUCAUCGGGGAACAGCACACACAGAUCCCAAUGCUCCCGAUCGCGUCAUGCUCAUUCUGACCUUUGUGCCGCAGCCCCAGUCGAGAGCCGAAUCUCGACAAAUGUCGCAGGGGAUUACGUUCUCCUUGCGGUGGGAUAUGUGGGGUCACACGCUCUGGGAUCUGGCCAAGGCGAGAACGCGCAUGACGCAACCAUGGGCCACGCUGCGAGCUCUGGGGCUAUACAAACCCAAGGACGCUGCGUGGGGAGUCGAUUAUGUCUCGAGUGCCAUUAUGAGAAUGGCCAAUGAAGACAAUGGAUUUCGAAGAGAUGAGCUAGAAACAUUUUUGGAACUGGGAGGUUUUCACUGGCUUCCAACCUUUCUGCACGGGCAAGUCAAGGAGAAGGAAAGCUGGCAUGAAUUCCUGAAGGAUACGCUGGAGCGAUGUUUGGAACUUGUCGCGUACAUCAAUGCCUUUGUAGUUGGACUCUACAUCGUGUCCGUCCUGGUAAUUUACAGCGUCUCGCCACAGCAAUUUGGGGUCCGUGGAGUGGGUUCGUCGCUGUUUCGCUCUGCCAUACUGUAUGGGCUUGCCUAUUGGAUUUGGCAUGCCGCCAACAAUCAUGUCGACAACACGGGUUGGGCCAAAGAUAUUAGGGCAGGAAGACGUUACAAGUCCGCAUUCGACAUUGAAAAAGCCCUACCGGUACAGCCUAGCCUGAGUCACUUUCCAUCAACACUGCCACACAGAAAGGAUGUCUUGAUUGAGACGCGGUAUGCCUCGAGACAGUUCCACAUGUACAACGACUUUGUCAACAAUCACCCUGGGAAUCGCUUCUUCCAAUCCCUUGUGGAAACUUACGCCUAUGCAUCCUCUCUCGUCCAAUCGAAUUUCUUCCAGAGAGGAAUAGCAAAGUACAUUGUGAGUGCGGUCAGUGACACACAAGGUCGCUUCCUUCUUCAGAACGGUAAUCAAUGGCUUUGGCUGUCGGACGACAAGGCAAUCAGUUUUGCAAUGGCAGAACUUGUAGUGGAAUUCAACCCGAUCUUGAAGGGCAUUCGGAAAGAAAUUCGAUUCAAAGAAUCAGACUACAAAUACGGUGUCCUGCGAGGUACUGCCAUUGCACGAACGUCGUUGCAGAGGUUGAAGAGCCUGACAACGAGACUUCUUGGCGACACUCCGCUAGGCACCGCAAUCUACAUUCCUUCUCCAAAGGAAGCAAAAGAGAGGGCGUCAGUCCGAGCUCCUGCGUUCUCGGCUGUUCGCCAGAAGCAAAGUCUGGCAAAGACCACUCGACCUCUGGUGGAUCACCAACGACGAAGCCGUUUCGUUGAUAUCAGCGGUGUGCCCACGGAGCCUAGAUUCGGAGCUUGGCUCAAGUCGGGCGACAUGGUGGAAGGAACAGAGUUCUUGGAAGACAACAGUGCCCACUGGUACAGGGGCCGAAUCCAUCACGUGACAGCCGAGGGAGCUUUUUAUGUGGCGUACGACGACCAGAGCCACAGCAUAAUUGGCACUAGUGAUCUCAUCCGGCCGUACCAGCCCUACUAUGUGGGCGAAGAAGUGGAGUUGUUCAUGGGGGAUGACGACCUCGUCGAGAUUGGGACGAUAGUCAAGGACAACCAUGAUGACACAUUUGACAUGUUUUUGGACACGGCAGGAGAAAUGAAACUUGGAGUUCCCACUGGUGAUAUGCGUCGACCUCGAUUGGACAAAAUCGACAGUGGAAAAACAGAAACCAGCAACAAGUACGCCCCGUAG